AUGGAAGAAAUACCAGGAGAAUGGACAUAUAUUGAGGAUGAUGAGAAUGAACAUAAAAAUUUUUUUAAAACAUUACAAUGGAUAUUCACAAAUCUUUUUAAAGCUACCUAUAGUGAAACAGCUUUAAUGUGGUUAUGGUGGAUGAGUGUUCUCGGUGUAUUUAUGCAAGAUUUAGGACAGCUUGUUAUUCAG
Dentiscutata erythropus is the source of this 192-nucleotide messenger RNA. NCBI's taxonomy places the organism in Eukaryota, Fungi, Glomeromycota, Glomeromycetes, Diversisporales, Gigasporaceae. The record is from the annotation of a GenBank genome assembly.